Messenger RNA from Punctularia strigosozonata HHB-11173 SS5, 856 nucleotides. RefSeq lists its product as uncharacterized. Lineage: Eukaryota; Fungi; Basidiomycota; Agaricomycetes; Corticiales; Punctulariaceae. Bases 119 to 856 code for a protein of 245 amino acids. The record is from RefSeq and is a predicted model, not a curated record. The transcript has 3 exons.
CUUCGUCCACCGCUGCAGGAGGGACUAUCGACGUGCUCUUUCAAACACUAGCAAACGCUUCACUAUCGACGAUAUAAGAGUCCGAGCGCAGAUCUCGCUCGCAAGUCACAACUAAUCUAUGGACACUGCAUCAUCUCGACCUUCUGCCUCCCGAGGCUCAAGCUCGCAGCGCAGCAGGGGCUCUCACAAGCCACGAGGCGGUCACGGUAAAGCUCUCCGCGCCCGCGGUCGAGGACGGGGUGGUGGGCGCCCGGCUGUAUUCCGCGAACGCAUCCUCCUGGAAGGCGAAGCGCCCGAGGAUCUGGACGAGGAGGCGGAGGCAGAACUCCGCGCGAAGUACUCGAGACGAAACUUGGGCAGCAACGCGGAUCGGUACAAGGAAGAGGAUCCGGAACUGGGCUCGGAUGGCGAGCCGAUCGUCGAGCCCGAGGUCGAUUUGAGCGCGUUUCUGCGAAAACAGAGGUUGCACGAUGAGGAAGACGCGACACCCGGUGAGGACGAUCAGGAGGUGGAUCACUCUUUAGACCACUUGCCUACAGGGAUAGGAGGGAAAAGCAAGGGGAAGGUUGCGGAGCAGAGAAAGGGUAAAGUACAGCACAUCGCCUUGGACGACGAAUUGGAGAAGAUGCUCAGGGAGAAGGCGGUCGCCGAUGCAAAUCGUGAGCUUAAGGAGCGCUUCCGCGUUCAAGCGGCGAAACCCACCUUUCAAGGCUCGGUUGCAAACGCUGGACGGGGCAAAGGGCCACAUCGAGAGAAAGAUGUGCUCGUCGCGCCUCCCCUUCCUGGCCAGGAAUCAAAGAAGGACCCAAACGCAAAAGAUGGCCUGGAGGAUUUCCUUGACGAGCUCUUGGGAUGA